Messenger RNA from Megalops cyprinoides (Indo-Pacific tarpon), 2832 nucleotides. It is a transcript of the gene tmem132a, whose product is annotated as transmembrane protein 132A. The coding region runs from base 1 to 2832 and encodes 943 amino acids. The transcript is spliced from 12 exons. Lineage: Eukaryota; Metazoa; Chordata; Actinopteri; Elopiformes; Megalopidae. The record is from RefSeq and is a predicted model, not a curated record.
AUGGGUGUGGCCAGCCGCCCCAGUGCACUGUGUGGGCGAGUGGUGGGGCCAGUGGUAAUAGCCUUCUGCUGGCUCGUGGCCGCCGCCUGCGCUCAGCUCCCCCCCUCUCUCUCCCUCCCAGCCCAGAUAAGCGUCCCCCCUCCCUGGCACUCUCUCCCCCUCUCCCAGUCCGACCUGGGCCUCCUCUUCUCCAACUCCACCCCGUUCUCCCUCUCCCAGUCCCUGCUCCUGCAGCCUCUGGCAGGGGCGACCUCCAAAGCAGGGGUCCGGGCUUCAUUCGGGCCUUACUCCGUCACACAGCUGGUCUCCAGCCCCAUCCUCCCUCUCUCCCCACCUCUGACGGCUUCUCUCCUCUCUAAAACUGUUGAAAGAGAGAGGAAAGGAGAGAGAGGAGAGAAGUUCAAGGUUCGAGUUUUGUUUCACUGGCGUGGAGAUCCCACUAGGGGGAGCUGUGUCACACUACAUGCAUUUAAGGAGACAGAAGAAAAAAAAGCCACUUGCAUGACACAGCCUCCGCUGGGAUUGUGUGUCAUCUCUCUCCCUCUUCCAAAAGACUGGUUUGCAGCGGAAAAGAGGAGCACUUUGAACCAAAGACACUCUGAGAGACUGCAAUACGCACACAGACACAGGCACAGGCACCGGGGCCGGCGGCAGUGGGACACCCCAGCCUUCCUCAAAAGUAAACAGAGCCACUCCGCAGACCAAAUACAGCUCUACUACUCUUCCCCUGGCUCCAUCGCAAACCUUAAACUAUCACCCCCUGGCUGUGAGGAGGACAAAAUGCAGCACUCUCAGAAAAGACUCUAUCACAUCGGAGCUGUGACCCUGGAGGAGACAAAGACAGAGAAGAACAGGUCGAGAGACGAAGUGGGGUGUUCAGAUGGGCAGGAACAGGAGGAGCUAAGGGUGGAUCCAAACGUGGUGAUUGGCUACCGCAGGGGGCCAGUCCGCGCUGGUCAACCAAUUGGAGUGUCCGUCAGCGUGAGAUCAAAUUUCACUGGGGACUUUGUGGUCAUCAGACUGAAGGUGAAGAAAGGCCUUGUGUCCUUGCUGGCUCAGCCAUCUCUGGCCUCUGAUUUCUGGGCUGUCACCUUGGAGAGAAGCACAGGAUCCAAACACAACAUCAUCUCAAUCAUCUGUCUCAGGGCAGGCAGCCACACUGGAACAUACAGCCCCACUGUUCUUCAGGAGGUCGCCUGUCUCUCUGUGGACGGUUUACAGAAGAGUUUUGGGGUUGCCAUGACAGUGACUGCCCAGUGGUGGGUCGAAUAUUCAGGUCGCAAUAACCACCUUCCCCCACACGGCGGAGUGAUGAACACCUUCUCCUUCACAGACAGAGACAUAGUGGGCAUCGCUCCCAUAACUGAGAGCAGCACAAUCAUCAACACUGCCAUCCUCACCAGCCAACCCGUGUCACUUCCUGUCAUUGUCCUGGCAGUGGAGCAUGAUGGGAAGGUCUCUGAUGUCACUGCUGCUGUCACAUGCCGUUCCACUAAUGAGGAUAUUGUGAAGGUGUCCAGCGAUUGCUCCGCCCUCUUCGUUGAUGGAAGUGAAUCAGGAGUGGGCAGCACAUGCAUGGGGGUGGAGUUUUACCUGGGCACGCUCAGUGGCGCCCUCUGUCUGUCCGUCUGGGCUCCCAUUGUCCCCCUUGUCAUCUCGCUCUCCGACCCUGUGCUGAAUGCCAUAGAGGGCUGGACCUACUACACCGAAAGCGGGUGUUCUCCUGUCUUUCAGCGAUCCACAGUCCAGGUGUUGGCACAAUUUGCUGCCCAGCCAUCAGCUGAGACAGGCCAACUAACCUACAUGCUCGGCUCACCUGAUUGGUUCAUCGAUGUAACUGAGCUUGUUCGCGAUUGGCUGAAGGUGGAGAAACCAAGAGUGGCUGCACUUGACAAGCAUGGCUAUCUGGUUGGCUUUCAGCCUGGAGUCACAUCAAUACAAGUUGUAUCUGACCAAUGGGAUGGUGUGCUGGGCAGCUGUGAUGUCAUUGUGUCUGCUGACCAUGUGACACCUGGUGACCUAUCAGUGCAGCUGGUGGGAGGACUUAGCCUUUCAGUCAAGGCAAACCCUGCUCACCCCUCUGUAGUCACGGCAACGGUGACAGCUCAUAACACACUGUACAACCAUGGACAGGAAGCAUCUCUCAGCUUCUGGCUCCAGUUCAGUGAUGACACGGCCUCGCUGGUCUCCGCCUUCAGCUCCAUCCCCUUCUCCCUACGCCUGUCCUCAAUGGCCGAAACGGUGGUCGUCGUGACGCCCGCCCCAUCCCAGCGCGUCAUUGCCCAGGGCGACGGGGGAGGGCCCUUGCUGAAAGCGGAACUCCUCGUCUCAACCUGCCAGCCAACGUCCAACUCGAUUGAGGGGGCGGAGCCCAACGCAAGAGGAGGGGGCGGGACCAAGAGGCUGGCGAAGGGUUCCGGGUGGGUCAGGGUGAAUUUAGACUUAGAACUCCGGCCUGUGGAGAGUGAGGAGCAGGACUUCGAAAUGCUGGAAAUUUCCGAGGUGCUUCUGGAGUCCGAAAAAGGCCUGUACAACCAUUUCGGGGACAGUGACGGUAACCUGGGCAACUCCUCCAGCGACUAUGGCGACAGCAACGUCAGUCUGAAAAAUGACCUGGAGAGGGCAGUCCUGACGCCAAACCACGAGGGGAGUGGAGUUUACUUCUCCCCAGGCAUGGAGAGGGAGAGAGGGGAGGGGAAGAGCGGAGAGAGGGAGCUGGAGGUGGGAGUGGGCGCUGUGCUCUCCCUGCUCUGCCUCUCCAUGCUGCUCUUCCUGAUAAACUGCCUUCCCUGCGCUCUGAGAGAGAGAGGGAGGAGGAGGAGAAACAAGUAA